UCACUAGCGGGGAAGUCACCAGUGGGAAGAGCUGGCAAAGACGGAAAAGAGGGAAAGAUAGGCAGGAGACACGGACGGAGACAGGGAGGCAGACACGGAAAAACAGGGAGACACCCCUUGAAGACAGCUUCAAAUCAUAUCUGGGAUUCAGUUGCGCUCCGAGGCGUCACUUUGAUGGCUGACAGCAGCAGAAAAACUGGAGAAGAUCUGUGACUGGCCUUUUUUCUUCUUUCACAACGAGGGGGUCAACACAGCCGCAUUGAUCCCAUCAUCCCAGGCUUUGUGGAUCACCUCGGCCUCUUUAUCUAAAGAGAUUCCCCCCGUAGAUUGCUACUUCAUAACAAAGCCUAUGGAUUACAGAGGGUGUUGGAAAGGCUUUGAUCACAGCUAUGUCAAUACAGUGACCCAACCCAAGUGAAGAGGAGCUUCUUUUUAUUUUUUUUGCUGUUUUUGCGAAUCAGUUCGACCGGGACUUUCAUCGGUUACAUGUUUUAUUUGAUCAGCUGCUUUUUUUGACCCAAACACUCUCACGCGCAGCACCCAGCUCUUCUUCCGCCCACCAUGUACGGUAGCUCCCGCUCCGUCUCCAAGCUGGACGCCGUAGGCUCCAACGGUAACGGCUCCGUGUCCGGGAGUCCCGGCCGCUCGCCACGCCUACCGCGCUCCCCUCGUUUGGGACACCGGCGGAACAACAGCAGCAGCUCCGGCGGCGGACUCACCGGCACGGGAAAGACUCUGUCCAUGGAGAACAUUCAGUCCCUGAACGCUGCCUAUGCCACUGGGGGUCCCAUGUACUUCACCGACUCAGUCGAUGACCCGGUGGGGAGCAUGGGCAGCGGGCUGAAUCCCAGUGUGCCCAAAAGCACCAUGACUCUGGGUAGAGCCGGAGCCAGGGUGCCGUAUGGGGUGAGGGCAGCGGUGAUGGGGAGCAGCCCGAAUAUAAACACAGGAGGAGGGGGCAGCAGCGCCGCCCUCAUGCCCGCUGAUGCCAUAGCAUUUGGAGGGGAGCUGCAGAACCAGCCUCCACAAGCAGCCACUGUUCCUCACUCCAUGAGACAGGUCAGAGAAGGCGCAAUGUCAGACCUGCAAACGCAGCUAAGAGAAGUGCUUCGAGAAAACGAGCUGCUGCGCAGAGAGCUGGAGGGCAAAGAGUCCAAGCUGAGCUCCUCUAUGAACUCCAUAAAGACGUUCUGGAGUCCAGAGCUGAAGAAAGAGAGAGCGCUGAGGAAAGACGAAGCCACUAAGAUGGCCGUGUGGAAGGAGCAAUACAGGGUGGUGCAGGAAGAGACACAGCAUCUUCAGUGCACCAUCCAGGCCUUACAAGACGAGCUCAGGAUCCAGCGCGAUCUCAAUCAGCUCUUCCAAUCCGAUUACUCGGAGUCCGGGCGACUUGGCGCCCAGCCCAUUCCCCCUCAGGAGAUGACCGAGGAGAACUUCCUUCGUCUCCACAGCGAGUUCGAGCGGCAGGCCAAGGAGCUCUUCCUCCUGAGGAAGACUGUGGAAGAGAUGGAGCUGAGGAUAGACACGCAGAAGCACACUUUGACCGCCAGGGAUGAGUCAAUAAAGAAGUUGCUGGAGAUGUUGCAGAGUAAAGGUCUGUCGUCGCGGGCAACAGAGGAGGACCACGAGCGAACGAGGCGACUCGCUGACGCAGAGAUGACCAUCCACCAACUGGAGGGGCUGCUGGAGCAAAAAGACAAGGAGAUGCUUCAGCUCAGAGAGGAGCUUCACAGGAGAUACGAAGCAGCGCCAGAAUCGACCAAGACCAAGGCCCUGCAGACUGUUAUUGAAAUGAAGGAUGCAAAGAUCAGCUCCAUGGAGCGCGGCAUGAGGGAGCUGGAGGAGGAGGUGAUGAUGCUGAAGUCCAACGGCGCUCUGAGCAGCGAGGAGAGGGAGGAGGAGAUCAAACAGAUGGAGGUCUACAGAUCCCACUCCAAGUUUAUGAAGAACAAGGUUGAACAGCUGAAGGAAGAGCUAACUCGCAGCCAAUCAGAGAAGGAGGAGCUAAGGCAACGAGCCAAUGAGCUUCAGCAGGAGGUGUCUGCAAUGGAGCAGGCAAAACAGGAGCUGAGCCGCAAAGACAGCGAGUUGCUAGCUCUCAGGACCAAACUGGAGACUCUGAACAACCAGUUUUCUGACAGCAAACAACACGUGGACGUACUCAAGGAGUCGCUCACUGCCAAGGAGCAGAGAGCUGCCAUACUGCAGACCGAGGUGGACGCCUUGCGUCUUCGCCUGGAAGAGAAGGAGUCCCUGCUCUCGAAAAAGAGCCAGCAGAUGUCGGAGCUGACGGAGGAGAAGAGCACCCAGCAAGGGGAGAUCACUGAUCUCAAAGACAUGCUCGAUGUCAAGGAGCGCAAAGUGAACGUGUUGCAGAAAAAGAUCGAGAACCUCCAGGAUCAGCUGCGGGAUAAGGAGAAGCAGCUGAGCGGUCUGAAAGACAGAGUCAAGUCGUUGCAGACGGACACGUCAAACACAGACACCGCACUGGGAACGCUGGAGGAAGCUCUGGCUGAGAAGGAGCGGAUUAUCGAGCGGCUGAAGGAGCAGCGAGAAAAGGAGGAGAGAGAAAAGGGAGACGAGAUGGAGACCACUAAGAAGGAGCUGAAAGAGUUGAGAGAAAAAGUCUCUCUGCUCCAGGCUGAGCUGGCUGAUCGCGAGACGUCGGUGUUGGACCUGAAGGAGAAAGCCUCCUCGCUCGCAUCCUCGACUCUAAAGAAGGAGAACAGGCUGAAAAGUCUGGAAAUCAACCUGGAACAGAAAAAGGAAGAGUGCAUCAAGCUGGAGAACCAGCUCAAAAAGGCUCAAAGCGCGGCAGCGGAGUCGCAGGCCAGCGCUGAACUUACCGAACGCAUCUCGUCCCUGGAGCAGGAAGUGACCCGGUGUAGAGAGGAGGCCGGGAAGGCCCAGUCUGAGGUGGAGCGACUCCUGGAGAUCCUCAGGGAGAUGGAGAAUGAGAAGAACGACAAGGAGAAAAAGAUCCAUGAACUGGAGAGAAACCCGUCAGCCCCUCAUCUGUGGCGUCCACAGCAGUCGCAAAAGCAGGCCCCUCCCCCCGCUGCCUCUCAGCAGCCAAUGGGGGGGCUGGUGUGGGACUACCUGGGCACUCUUGCCUCAAGGCAAAUUAAGGACCAAUCGAAGAAGGUCGCCAACCUGAAACACAAGGAGCAGCUGGAAAAGAAUCGAAAUGCCCAGCUGAUGGAGGACGCCAAGAAGCGUGAGGACAACCUCAACGAAAGUUCUCAGCAAAUACAGGACUCCCUCCGUCAGAAGGAGGAGCGCAUUGAGGAGUUGGAGGAAGCGCUUCGGGAAAGCGUUCAGAUCACAGCAGAGAGAGAGGUGGUGCUGGCCCAGGAGGAGCAGGCCCGCUCGCAUGCCGAAAAGCAGGUGGAGGACCUGCUGGUCGCCAUGGAGAAGGUGAAACAGGAACUGGAGGUGAUGAAAGCCAAGCUGUCAUCGACCCAGCUCUCAUUGGCUGAGAAAGAAGGUCAUCUGACCGCCCUGCGAGCCGAGAGGCGGAAGCAUCUGGAGGAGGUCCUGGAGAUGAAGCAAGAAGCACUGCUGGCUGCCAUAAGCGAGAAGGAUGCCAACAUCGCUCUGCUGGAGCUCUCCUCAUCCAAAAAGAAGAAAACCCAGGAAGAGGUGUCAGCCCUGAAGAGAGAGAAGGACAGCCUGGUUCAGCAGCUCAAGCAGCAGACGCAGAACAGGAUGAAGCUGAUGGCCGACAACUACGAGGACGACCAUCUGAAAGUGGCGUCUCUGAACUCUGACCUGCCCAACAAUCACAAGCCCUCCCCAGAUCAGUCUGCCAUAUUGUACAGAAGGAUUCUCUCUCCUCUCCUGGACCUCAAUCAGAAUCGCAAUAAACUAAAGCUGUACAUAAGUCACCUGACCUCACUGUGUCAGGAGCGUGACCCAAUCAUAUUGCAGGACUUUGCCCCGCCCCCAUCUUAUCGCCGUUCUGACUCCGCCUCCUGGCACACGCAGCUGCACAGCAUGUCAGAGGAGCAGUUGGAGGCGGAGUUGGCGUUGUGUGAGAAGGAGGAGGCGGAGCUCCAGGAGUACGCCAAUCAGGUCCUGCAGCAGAUCGCCGACCGGUGCCCGGACAUUUUGGAACAAGUCGUCAAUGCCUUGGAGGACAGCUGCUGACUGACCUUUGCACACACACACACACACACACACACACACACACACGCUCACAGACUGACUGGAAAAGAAAAAAAAAUAAAUCACACUCGCUUGCAUGCAAAAGUCAAACAUUGAGCACGAACACACCGGGGAAAAAAAAUAAAAUAAAAAAAAAUCACAUCUCCUGCCAUCCGCCACAAUCCUCUUGAAACAGAAAGAAAAUCAACGUUGAAGAAGUUCAACUGUGCUUUAGUUGUUCUAAUUUAAGAGGAAUGCUGGUGUUACAUCGCUACCGAAAACACAUUUCCAAUAUCAACAAACUGUGCCAGCUGAUGGAAGCGAUGUCCCUUGGUCAGUUUAAAGUGCUUUAUUGGCAGAUUAAAUCAGAAUAGAUAUAUUUUUCUAACUCUUCUUAGAAAGAAAGCACUUCUGCUGCACUGACCAUCUGUUACACUAACCAUCUUGUAAGUCCUGGCUGGUGGCUGCGGUUCCACUCUGGGAAAAUGUUUUCAACCCGAGAAAGAGGCGUUAAAAAAAAUAAAAAUAAAAAAUAGUUAUUUGGGCUUGCCAGGCUGCUUCUGAUGCUAGACUUGCACGUUGUUGCCACAUUUUUUAAAAUUAUUAUUAUUUGAUCAAUUUGAGCGUGUUUAUUUCAGCUGCCUUUUGCUAUUUGCAUCAUUUGCUGCUAUCUUUUUUUUUUUACUUUUAGUCAGUUUUUGUUCCUUCCUCUGCAGGUGUUUGAUAAAAAAUUUCCAAAUGUCUUCAGUACCUUCUACACCUAUAGAACCCUGGUAAGGAUUGGUAAAGCGCUUCAAAACAAACAAGGGUUUUUUUUGGUUGUUUUUUGUUCUUUUUUUUUUUUUUUUUUUUUGCAGUAAUAUAUUUUUUCUGUUCUGCCUUUUGUACUUUGUACAGCCCUCUUCUUCUUAUUUGACAAAACGUAGACCUCUAAUACAACGCCACAAGGUAGAAGCAUCUUUAGAUAGAGAUUGUUAUUGGGAGAAAGUUGACUUUUCCAAAGGUUUUGGCUCUUUAUCGUGUUAAAAUGUUAUAAAGGCAACUUUUUCUAGCAGAGAGACGACUAGAUUUUAGUUACGUUUUUGUAACGACGUUUCCAGGACCUUUGGAGGAGAAAACGGCAUCAUAGGUCCUUCAUGUAUUUAAUUGUUUCAUGGCAAAUUAACCUAAUCUAAUAGCUAAAUUCUGAUGUGGAGCUCAGUCACACCACCAGAUUAAACCUGGAUUAACAUUGUGUCCAAGUUAUAGUUAUUUUAAACAUUUCAGCCACUCCAAAUAUUGACGAGUUUAAGCAUGUAGCUAUUUCUGUUAUUGACUGUUGAAGAUCAAAAUGCAUAUGCCUUAAAAAAAUGUUGUGCUUUUUUUUUUUUGUCUUAUCUUUUUUUGAACAAGUUAUGUGUCUUAAGAAAAAUGAGUGAUGAAUUUAAAUGUUAAUAUUUCUUGACGUGGCUUUUCCUCUGCUUAAAAAUUAGAUUUCGUCCAAAGCCGUUUUUAUCCUUCUCUACCAGAGGUUUGAUUAAAUGCGGAAGGCUCUCUGGUUUCCUGCAAAUCGUCGUGCAAAUUGUCAAGGAGUUUGUUUAAUUAACAUCACGGCGUCUCAGUUUGCCGUCUGUCGUCGCCGCAUCUCGCAGCAGAACCUUUACUCAAACACUUGGACGUACUGUAAACGCGGAUCGCUUAUGUGGAAACCAAAACAUCUGUGGUUUAGUCACGUCGUCCAGACUGAAAUCAGGUUGACUUCAAAUAAUUCCUCAGCACAUCUUCCUCCUGAGCGUCCCUUUAGAGUCAGUAAGAGGUCAAAUCGCUUCUGAAACGUCAUUGUUUCUUUCCGAGAAGUAAGUGUUAUAUAUAAAUACAGAUAUAUUUUUCUUGUUUCUUUUAAAAGUAUGCAUUAAAAAAAAGGUGUAACCUUGGUUGGUCUGCUUCACAUGGUGUCAAACUCUUGUUUCUUUUUGUCAUUUUGUGAAUAAUUGGGUGUUUUGUUAGACUUUGUUUCCACCGGGAAGACUUUUCAAAGUUUCUUGUCGAGUUCAACACUGACAGUAUUGGCAUGGUCCAGAGCUGCAGAUUAUUUCAAGUAAACAUUAUUUUCCUUCUUUUGAAUCGGCCGUGUGAGUUUCGAGGCUGUGUCUUGUCUGUCUUGAGGUUUUUCUUUUCAAAACGUCACCUGGUUGGACACGAAGCUGGAAGACUUGGAUUUAUGACGUGUCCUCAAAUCUAACUGGUUUUUAAGUUAUGAAGGUUAUGCUUUUUGGACUCUUGAGCUGAUUUAUAUGCACGAGAGUCAGCCCUUGGCUUCUUAAGUGAAACAUUUAUUGAUCCCACAGAUUUUAUGGAUGGUUUGAAAACCCAUGUGUGUCUCAUUUAAGGAAGAGACCCAGUCAGAUUUGAGCUUGUGUGUAAAUUCCUUCUUCUGUUUUCUGUUUUUUUUGUGUGUGUGUGUUUUUCUAUUUUUACUGAUUGUGUCCAUUACUGGGAAGGAUGCUGGCUGCAACUCACUUUGAACUUGUUGUGGAUCGAAAAAUCAGAAUGUGAGAGAAUAAAAUGAAUAAAUUAAUGCUUUAUCUUCA
Molecule: messenger RNA, 6716 nt
Organism: Poecilia reticulata (guppy)
Lineage: Eukaryota; Metazoa; Chordata; Actinopteri; Cyprinodontiformes; Poeciliidae
Product: ELKS/Rab6-interacting/CAST family member 1-like
Biological process (GO): regulation of synaptic plasticity; maintenance of presynaptic active zone structure; neuromuscular synaptic transmission
Cellular component (GO): cytoskeleton of presynaptic active zone
Molecular function (GO): structural constituent of presynaptic active zone
Source: RefSeq, a predicted model, not a curated record